AUGCCCCUACCUUCAAGUCGCAUGACAAAACAGCCCGCGAAGCCGGUGCGAUACUUUCCAGGCAAAGCCUAUGCCGAAGAUCCAAUCGAGGACGAAGAAUCCGACGAAGAAGAGGAAGCGGAGGAUGAGCAACCACCGCCUAAAGCACCGGCACCUAAAGCAACUUCAUUUCCGAAGCGACCGAUAGUCAGUAGCAGCAUAUCGAAUGAUCAACCUUUACCAAAAGCACGAGAUACCAAGCCCGACGUCGACCUUGAGGGAUUUGAGACAGCUUCAGAAUCGUCACAAGAUGAAAGAGGCGAGGGGAGCAGCUCAGAAGAAGAGGAGAGCUCAGAAGAGGAGGACAGUGAUUCAGACGAUGAGCCGAAGAAGCCUAUGCUAGCGCCCAAGUUCAUAUCAAAAGCCAAACGCGCGCAACAGCAGAAUUCUAGUACACUAUCUGCGGAGCAGCAAGCGGCAGAGGAGGAGCGCAAACGCAAAGAGAAGGCCGACGAGCUUCUCCAAGCACAAAUAGAGAGGGAUGCGGCGGCGCGCAGAGCUGGGAAGAAGUACUGGGACGACGACGAUGUAGUGGAGGGUGAAGUGGACGAUACCGACGACGUAGAUCCUGAAGCAGAGAAAGCGGCUUGGAAACUAAGGGAGCUCAAACGCGUGCAAAGAGACCGCCAAGCCCUUAUCGCAAAGGAGAAGGAGCGCGAAGAGGUUGAGCGCAGACGCAACCUGACUGCUGAGGAGCGCGAGGCAGAAGAUCGCGAAUAUCUCGAGAAGCAAGCCGAGGAGCGCGAAGGCAAAGGCAAAAUGGCCUUCAUGCAAAAGUACCAUCACAAAGGUGCCUUCUUUCAGUCUGAGGACCAAGACGAGGAGGUCAAAGCAGCUCUCAAUCGCGACAUUGCCGGGAGAAAGUUUGUCGACGAUGCAGGCGACAAGGCUGUGCUGCCUGAGUAUAUGCGGAUUCGUGACAUGACUCGACUGGGCAAAAAGGGCCGAACGAAGUACCAAGACUUGAAGAACGAAGACACCGGCAAAUGGGGAGAGUUUGGAAGCAAAAAGCGAGACUUCGACGGCCUCGAUGAGCGUUUCAAGCCCGACGAGAGGGGCGGCGGUGGUAGUGAGAGGACAGGGGCGAACGCCGCUCCGGUUGCAGAGAGGAGACGGCGGGACGACGAAUCUGGGCGUGAUGAGAAGAGGCCUCGAUAUGACUGA
Messenger RNA from Lecanosticta acicola, 1203 nucleotides. Lineage: Eukaryota; Fungi; Ascomycota; Dothideomycetes; Mycosphaerellales; Mycosphaerellaceae. The record is from the annotation of a GenBank genome assembly.